AUGUCUGACGAAGAAGUGCUCAAAAUUGUCACGGUUGGUGAUGGUGCUGUGGGUAAAACCUGUCUGCUCUACGCUUAUGCUAAAAACGAAUUUCCUCUUGAAUACGUGCCCACCGUUUUCGACAACUACAACACCAUGGUCGAAAUUAAUGACAAAGAAGUUAGCAUAGGACUUUGGGACACUGCUGGCCAGGAAGAUUAUGACAAACUACGUCCUCUAUCAUAUCCUGGAACUCACUGCUUUAUUGUUUGUUUUUCUGUUAUUAAUCAAGCCUCAUACGAAAAUGUGGAAGCGAAAUGGUAUCCAGAAUUGCAAAAAAACUGUCCCGAUGCUCCUGUUAUUCUAUGUGGGACCAAAAUUGACUUGAGAAAAGAUCCAAACUUCAGUUCUCAAGCGAUUCCAGCUUCGAAGGGAAACGAGUUGGCUAAAAAGAUAGGAGCGGUCAAGUAUGUAGAAUGCAGCGCCAAGACUCGCGAAGGUUUAAUUGAAGUCUUCAACGAAGCAAUCAUUGCAGCUCUUUAUCCAGAGCAGAAGAAACCGCAAAAGAAACCUUGUCAAAUCCUAUAA
Molecule: messenger RNA, 567 nt
Organism: Naegleria fowleri
Lineage: Eukaryota; Heterolobosea; Eutetramitea; Acrasida; Naegleriidae
Exons: 3
Coding region: 1-567 (188 amino acids)
Biological process (GO): small GTPase-mediated signal transduction
Molecular function (GO): GTPase activity; GTP binding
Source: RefSeq, a predicted model, not a curated record